This is a messenger RNA of Magallana angulata, 5810 nucleotides long. RefSeq names its product arginine-glutamic acid dipeptide repeats protein-like. The record is from RefSeq and is a predicted model, not a curated record. Bases 1119 to 4643 code for a protein of 1174 amino acids. Gene Ontology annotation, biological process: regulation of DNA-templated transcription. Gene Ontology annotation, molecular function: transcription corepressor activity; chromatin binding; sequence-specific DNA binding. The transcript is spliced from 21 exons. Lineage: Eukaryota; Metazoa; Mollusca; Bivalvia; Ostreida; Ostreidae. Gene Ontology annotation, cellular component: nucleus.
UGAGGAACCACAUAGGCAACCUACAAUAAAAAGUCAAUUAGAGGAGUAACUUUUGACUUGUGGGUUCCUUUGUGGAGAGUCCCUAAGAGCUGGUCGCUGUGUGGGGGUCAUAAAACCGUUGUUGUUCUGUUGCUGCUUUACCUUUAAUUCUUUCCUUGGAUCAUCUGAUAGCGAUCAUGUCCUAAUAUGGUUAAAGGCUAUUAAAUGGAUAUUUGCUGAAUUUAAACAGUGUUAUUUGUCUGUCUUUAUCCAGGCAGAAGUAAAGCCCAGCAUUGAUUCCUGUUUGUUUAAAUAUUGAUAUGAGGAAUCCAAUGGUUUGCUGCCUGUGACAGCCAGGAGAAAAUUCAAACUCUUAUGGCCCUCCCAUGCAUUGAUUUAUUGGUUAUUAGUAAGGGUUAAAGGUCGAGGGUCAGUUGGCUUUUAAUGCUCCCUUUGAGAUUAAUGUUGGAGAUAAACUAUUGGUGUGAAGAUCUGGACAGUGAAAGGCAUACAGCGAGGGAGUUCUCCAUGUCUUCGCUGUAAAUUCCAAAUUAGCGUUGAAUGAAGUUUUCAGCCCCAUUGUGGCGAGGUUAACAUCACCUGUCUAGUGUGCGGUGUUCCUACCUGAGACAUUUUUACCUGUCAACAGUCCACACUGGGGUGUGCAUAUUGUAUAUCUUGUGUCUGCUUAGUGGAGUGUGUGCGUGUGUAAGUGUAUGUGUUAGGAUUAUUACCAGUUUUUUUGCCCAGUGUGUUUGGAGUAUAUACAUUUAGGAUUAGCAAUGUGACUCAGAGAGCAGAUAAAGGAAUUGGGCUUUAUUGUUAAACAGCCAACUAGCAUGUGAGGUACUGGCAGAGAUUCGGCCUUAAGUGAUCCAAAGAUCAAGAGCAGGGAACUCUUUAUCUCCAACGCCUCCGAUACCUACCCAGUAAAAGCGCUAAGAGGAAAGUGUAAGGUUGAGCACUUCCAAGACAUCUAUUCUGCGAAGAACUUCAACCCACGAGACGAUACCUUUUUCUAUGUGUUAGAAUAUAACCCCAAAACAAAGAGACUGGCCACCACGCAGGGGGAAAUUCGAGUCGGUCCGAGCCAUCAGGCUCGGCUGCCUGAAUUCAGGCGAGAUGUCCUCCCUAGCCAGAUGCCGGAGAAUCCCGAAAGAUGGGAAGAACUCCGCUGGCGUCCAUUUUCUGUUGGAGAUGGGGACUUGAUGAUGUAUCUCAGGGCAGCAAGAAGCGUGGCUGCCUUUGCUGGGAUGUGUGAUGGAGGGUCAACAGAAGACGGCUGCCAGGCGGCAUCAAUGGACGAAACAACCAUCAAUGCCAUGGAUACGCUCCAUAGAUGCAAUUACGACCACGGAAAGGCUCUUCAGGCAUUGGUUAAGUCACCUGCUCUCCGCAGCAUCGAGAAGAAAUGGACCGAGGAUGAGCUGAAACGUUUUGUGAAAGGUCUACGAACGUAUGGAAAAGACUUUUUCAAGAUUCGAAAAGAGCUAUUGCCAGCUAAAGAAACGGGAGAGCUGAUUGAGUACUACUAUUUCUGGAAGAAGACCCCAGCAGCUGCCAGCAAUAGACCUCACCGACGUCACAGGCGGCCCCCGUACAAACGUAACACCCGGUCCACCCGACCACCAUCCAGCGGGGUGGAGCAGAGUUCAGCCAGUGAGUGCUCGGAUGAUUCGGAUGACAGUGGAGGAAGUCGAGACCUGGCCAGAUACACAUGUAGACACUGCCUAACUACAGAUUCCAAAGAUUGGCACCAUGCUGGAAAAGACAAAAGCCUCCGCUGCACCCAGUGUCGCCUUUAUUACAAGCGGCACGGAGAAGAGCGCCCCCUAGACAGCCCAGAAGAUCCACCCUUCCUCUUUAAGCCUGUCAAAGAGGACCCGGAUGCUUUGGGAGGUCGUCACAAUAUGCGAACACGGCAAUCAAGAGAAACAGGAAAGAAUAAAAAGAAAGAAGUCAAUGGUAUAGAUACCGAAGAUAAUCAGAAGAGUGGAAAUCCCAAAUCUCCAAGUAGCAACAGUAGCUGUAGUACCAGCAGCUCCGACAAAGACUCCAAGCGUGACAUAAAGAAAGAGGAACCCAAAGCUAAAGGGAAAAAGAGACAGGCAAAUUCUGACAGUGACGAUAAGUCUAUAAAGAAGAAGAGGGCUGAGGACCGUUCAGACUCAGACUCGAUCUCAGACAGCAGCAGUAGUCUGGAGGAGCUCAGUAAUGAAGGCGAGGCUGACAACAAUCAGGAUGAUCUGAGUUCCUCGUCCCCACCCAGCACACCUCGGUCUGAGGAUACUGAAGUGAAAGCCAGUCAGUCCAACAAGUCUUCAUCUGGAAGUUAUAAUGACAGUGUACAAUCCAGGGCAGCAAUAGUCCACCCUGAACCUGUGAUUCCUCCCUCCUCUAGUCCUAAACCCUCAUCCCCCAAAUCUCUCUCCUCCACCCCUCCUAUCACCCAGCACCUCACCAAAACCAAAACUCCACUCUCACUGCCAUUGAGACCUUUCUGUUCCCAUCCAGACCCCAUUCGUGUGAGUUCCAACUCUUUCUCCCACUCAGUAUUUACGUCAGUGAAUUCCUUGUCAUCUUCAGACAGUCCAGUCUCACUUUCAACGGCCACAUCAGUUACAUCAUCUUCAUCAGCCAUUUGCCCGGAACCCACCCUGCAUUCACCUAAAAUUGGCAAUAAUAAGCAGGAGUCAUUCAAUCAACCCGGCCUACAUAAACCAGUAUUUGGGGCAACUCAGGAGUCCAAAACUUCAUUAUCUGUCCCGGAUUUAAAGUUUUCUUCAAACUCCAGUUUCACCCCUGUGUCGAGGUCUCCGUACGUGGAGCAGCAGACAACCCUGGCGUCUACUUCAGUGACCCCUGUGUAUCAAAAUGCCAUCAGCUCCUCAGGUGUGAGGGACCUAACUACAAUCAAGAAGGAGAGAAUCACACCUCCACCACUGGAGAGCUAUACAAGCACUAGCUUCAAAACCAAAGACUUGAUUGAGACAGACAAUCGCAAAACAACAGAAAGCAUUCACUUUGAUCUCAACAAUGUGAAAACAGAAUCUUCCCUGGAUUUAUCUAUAGGGUCAAAACAGUUCCCCUCUAUGCUGGAGCUCUCUGGACAGAACAAGUCCUCAGAGAGGCAGAGGACUGAGGAAGCGGGAACAACCCACCCUGAGGUGAAGGUGGAGAAAUUCCCAGAAAUUGACAUGGAGGAGGAGGAUAGUGAUCGGGAGGGAGGUGUUGUGACACGCGACCCCACCCCUGAACCACCUCCUGUACCGUGUAAUGUGGAAGUUCAUUGUGGCAGCAAGGAAGCAAAAUACCGGUUAAUCAAAGUGUUUGACAGAGGUUCAAAUAUCUGUUCUCGGUGUGAUAUUGUACUGAAGGGUUUACCCGAAUCAAAACUGACUCCAAAACCACGGACCAGUGGGUCAGUGUCAUCCAGCCACCCCCCUCCCCAGCAUACACCAGUCAAAGUGGAGGAUAAGAAAAAACCAGAGACUCCACCCCCCAACUCUACAGCUGAUGCACAGAUAACCAGUAGUCUAAGCAAUGUCCCUCAUCACUAUGACAGACAGACGCCCCGCUCCUAUCCAGACACGCCUGCUCUCAGGCAGCUCAGCGAAUACGCCAAGAAACCCACCAUCAGUAGUAUGGGUGGUGACCACUCCCCCAUGUCUCACCCUGGGCCCUAUGGACCUUACCAUCCACCAGGAAUGGACCACCUCCUGAACUACAGGAUACCCAUGUACCCUCCGGGCUCCAGGGAAAGACUUGAGCUAGAACUUGAAAGAGAUAAACGGGAGAGAGAUGCCAGGGAGAGGGAAAUCAGGGAAAGAGAGAUCCGAGACAUGGAAAUGAGGGAGAAAAUGGAAAUGAAAGCACCUGGAUUGGAGCGUUUACUUCCACCCCAUGGACCAAACCCUAUGGAUCCUCAGUGGUUAGAAUUCCAGAGGCGGUAUGGCAAUCUCCCCCCAGGGGCUCUUGGUCACCAUGGCGGUCCAUCAGGGUCCCACAUCCCAGGGGUUUACCCUCCAAGCAGCAUUGCCAGUGACUUGAUGCAGAGGGAAAGAGAAAGGCUCGAGAGAUUGGGAGUACCCCCAGGCCCUCAUUUUCCAUCCGAACUUUUCCAUCACGGAUCUGCAGCCGUGGCAGAGCGCUUAUCUGCCGAGCGUCUCCAUGCAGAGAGAAUGGCUCUGUCAGCUGACCCACUGGUCAGGCUACAGAUGGCCAGCCUCGGACUCCCAACCCCACCGGUGGGGGGCAUGAACCCAGGGGCCCACACUCACACACACUCGCAUUCACACACUCAUCUACACCUCCACCCUGGAGAGACCAACGCUGGAGUUCCGCCUCCACCCCCUUCACCUUUCCAUCCUCUCGGGGGACCCCCUCACUCCCUUCUGAAUCCUUUUGGUCCAGGAGCUGACCCCUUGGCAGUCAGUGCUGCUUCAGGCACACCAUCACACCUACCCUCUCUCCCCCCGGGUCUCCCCCCUCAUGCCGGGCUCUUGUCCCGCGAACAGGAGAUGUUACAGAAUGAGUUCUAUAGGAGAGCCUACGCAGAUCCUGGGCUGGCCCAUCAACUCUCUGCUCAGGCUGCACAACAUGAAGCCAUUCAGAGACAGCUAGCAAUGGAGAGGGAGAGGUUCGGACACAUGCCCCCACACUGAGGGGAGGGUCCGAGACAUCCCUACCCCCACACUAAGGGGGACAGAAAAAUCACAGAAUAAAACCUGUAGUUAUGUGACAUUCAAGUCUGUGCUACGUUAAUAAUCCCAAGGAAGGAUGUAAAAGAUCAGAAACACUCGAGGGAGGAAGUGCUGGCUAAUUUUAUCAAACCUAGUGUCGAACACUUUGUUUUUAUGCUAGAAUAUCUUUUACUUUUAUAUCUUAUGGGUUCUGUGUACAUAUUGUGAUACAAGGAUCUCAAAAACAUUUCAAACCAGGUUUGACAGACCAUGGUUUACUAGUGGAAGAGUCCAGUAUUUGCAAUCUAAGGUGUUUUUUCUCAGUGAAGGCAGCUGAAUAAGGAUUCAAAAAUACACAAUCAGCAAACAUUUUCCUAUGUCUGACAUGUUACCCAAGAACAUUACAGUUGCUUUUUGCUGUAAAAAAAAAGGUUUGCCAUCGAUUGUCAAGUUGUGAGUAAGAUUGACUUGAAGCAUUCCGAUGAAAAGUGCUAAAUUAUUGACUAUGGAAAUCCGCAUUGUAUGUAUAUAUAUGUAUAUGUACGUUUGUGAUAUACGAACCUUUUGAGUCCUUUUGAUUGCAAUGUUUUAUAUUUUAACUCCUUCUAGUUAGUGUGUGGGCACACUCACGGACCUGGGAAGGACACUGUUGCUGUCCGUAGAUUCAGAAUCCACAACAGCAAAUUAUUUCAUACAGCUGUAAAUGGAUGAGAUUAUCAAUACUUAUUAAAACCAUUAAUAUAAUUUCAUUUAAAAAAAAAAAACAAACCCCAAAUAUGAAAAAUGGCAAAUGAAUUCUGGAAUGUUAAAUUUGUAUUGACAGUGUUAUAAGUUUUUAGGAAUUAUAUUGUGUGAAAUACUGAGAUAGACUUGCACAUGAACGUUUCUUUGUGAAACAUCACAUUAUUUUAAUGGCAAUAAUUUAUCAUACAAACAUGUGGCUGUAGCAUGAGUUAACAUGGAAAUCACUGGUCUUGUGAAGUAGUGCUGAAUAUACUAAAGAAUCCAUACAAUUUUAUGUCAUAUUUUGUAAAACUUGUAUCUUGUGUGUGUGUGUGUGUCAUAAAUAUAUUAUUAUAUACAAAGUAUCAAAAUGAAAGUUGAAAAAACAAUAAAAUUAGAUAUUCCUCUGAUUGAGGAUAUAAUAUU